GAGGAGCUACAGCUGAUUUCAUUUCAUUUUCAUAUUCAGAAACAGUUCAAGUGUUUUCAUCGCGGCUGUGAAGGAUUCCUUACAAACCUUAGUGUCUGUGUGCAGAAGAAGAGCAGCAGCUCCAGAAAGAAGAUGCCUCCUACAGCCUCUGUGUGUCUAUUCAUACUCAUGUGUGUGUGCUGCGUGGAAAGAUGUGUGUGUUUCCCCAAUGGCUCUGUGGCAUUUUCCUGUGGCAACAUGAUGCCAGUACACCCUCCAUUCAGCCCUUCCACCAGUGACCCUCCAUUCACUCUGUCCACAUCUAGCGCCACCUACACGCCUGGUGGAGUCAUUACAGUGACAGUGGAGGUGAUGAAGAGCAGCUCCACUGAGUUCCAGGGUUUCCUGUUACAGGCCAGGAGCAGACAGGGAAAUGCUCUGCUGUGGCCUGUAGGAAAGUUCACCAACAUUGACACCACCCUGUUUACGGCACUCACCUGUCAAAACAUGAAGAACUCAACUGUUAGUCAGGCGUCAGCAGCCAAGAAGAAGAAGGUCCAGCUAACCUGGGAGGCUCCUCGCAACAGUGGCUCUGGCGAUAUCUACUUCAGUGCCACUCUGGUUCAGGACUACACAACAUUCUGGGUUCAACUCAACAGCAGUUCUCUGAGACUGGACAGCAAUGGAAACUCUGCAGCUGGAGUCAUCUCCUCCUCAGCUCUGCUCUUCAUCAACCUGUUGAGUCUAUCUGCCUACUGCUGACACACACACACACACACGUUAUCACUAGUAGUUUUCUUGUGAAAACAAGUCAUGGUUGCCCAUCA
Platichthys flesus (European flounder) is the source of this 806-nucleotide messenger RNA. Its product is annotated as putative ferric-chelate reductase 1. The coding region runs from base 133 to 741 and encodes 202 amino acids. NCBI's taxonomy places the organism in Eukaryota, Metazoa, Chordata, Actinopteri, Pleuronectiformes, Pleuronectidae. Gene Ontology annotation, molecular function: oxidoreductase activity, acting on metal ions. The transcript has 7 exons. The record is from RefSeq and is a predicted model, not a curated record.